AUGGCAUACGUCGACCACGCGUUCUCGUUUACCGACGACGAUCUAAUGAUGGACGGAUCGUACACCAACACCAACCGUCCUCCCAUCAAGGAGAUCGGACUCGCCCUCUCCCUCCUCGUCUUUCGCAUCAUCGAUAUCGUCGUCGGCUUCUUCAUGACCUCCAAUAGAGUCUUCUUCGACAGAGCUCAUGGUAAGAUCCUUCUGUCCUUUCGUAUCCCUAAUCGCUUCAUCCUCGUUUUUGGACUUGAUUUGGCUGGGAGGGGGGGGGGGAGGGGGGGUUUAAUUAGGGUUUGGAUUUCUACCGCUCGGGUUUUAAUUAUGGCCAUCGAAGUGCUGGGGAUCGGUGUUAGUCUGGGAGUGGAGCAACCGAUGAUGUUGGAUUGGGAGGAGGUCGAAGCGAUGACAACGGUCAAGAGGGAGGAUGUGGUGAGGGCAGUGCAAAGAGUGUUGGGCGGCGACGAGGAAUGUCAAGCGAUGAGGAAGAGAGCGACUGAGCUCGCCGGGAUGGCUCGGGAAGCGGUGGAGAGCGGCGGAUCUUCUUAUGAGAAUGUUACGAAUGAUUACAGUGCUCUAUGGGGAGUUGAGAGACGUGGAGGAGCAAGCUCGGAGGCGGCCUUGUAA
This is a messenger RNA of Linum trigynum, 621 nucleotides long. The record is from the annotation of a GenBank genome assembly. NCBI's taxonomy places the organism in Eukaryota, Viridiplantae, Streptophyta, Magnoliopsida, Malpighiales, Linaceae.